This is a messenger RNA of Pseudogymnoascus verrucosus, 1315 nucleotides long. RefSeq lists its product as uncharacterized. NCBI's taxonomy places the organism in Eukaryota, Fungi, Ascomycota, Leotiomycetes, Thelebolales, Thelebolaceae. The transcript has a single exon. The coding region runs from base 160 to 1209 and encodes 349 amino acids. The record is from RefSeq and is a predicted model, not a curated record.
UCUCCGCUUCAUGUGAUGUAUAUAGACACCCGUCCCGCCCCCUUCUAGCUUCUCACUCCACCACCACCCUCAUUUCGCUGACUAGCUCGCAUAGUCACCACGCUCGUUUAUUGUGUUUGUUUUUGUUUUAUAGCACACACUCCUUCGUUGUCGCUCGUGAUGAAGCUCACCAACAUCGCCGCCGCCUCGGCGGCCAUCCUCUCCACGUCUGUCCUGGCCCGCAGCACUGUCUAUGUCACAGUCGUCACCUGUGACACCCCUGUGCCCACCUCAACCCGCAGCACCGUCUAUGUCACAAUCAACACCUGCGUCGCCACCGACGGCUCUCUCCCAACCGCCACUGACGUCUCCCCCACGGACGUUGCUCCCACGGGCGUCCCCACCACGGAUGUCUCGCCCACGGACGCUGCUCCUACAGCCACCUCCUCCGCAGAUGAUGCCUCCCCCACCGAGGCUGCUCCCACGGAUGUCUCUCCCACAGACGCCUCUCCCACCGAGGCUGGCCCCACCGACGUCCCCGUCCCAAGCGGCAACCCUGAUGGCCCCUAUCCCAUCACUGGAAACACCGUCAACUGCCGCUCUGGUCCCGGCACAGAUUUCCCCAUCAAGAAGACCUUCGCCAAGGGCAGCAUCGUGAGCAUCACCUGCCAAACGCCUGGCACCAAAAUCAACGGCAACGAGAUCUGGGAUUUGACGUCUGACGGCUGCUUCGUCUCCGACUUCUAUGUCAAGACCGGCUCCAUCACGUACGUCAAGCCCAAGUGCGACGCCGCCUCCCUCCCCGAAGCACCCACCCCACCAGACCACGGCGACGCCGGCGAAAUCAAGAACGACUACCCCUACGGCGCCAGCACCUGCGGCGACGUCGACCGCUGGUACUACUACGCGUGCCAGUGCACCAGCUUCGUCGCGUGGCGCAUCAACGACCGCCUCGGUCUCAACUUCCACAACAAGUACAAGGGCGCUGCAUGGGGUGACGCCGAGUCCUGGGACGAGGCUGCUCGCCAGACCGGCGUCUUGGUUGAUAACAAGCCGGUACCGGGAGCUAUUGCGCAUACUAAUGCCGGCGGUGGGGGAGCGGGACAUGUUGCGUGGGUUGCGGCUGUCCAGGGCGAUAUGGUCACUAUUGAGGAGUACAACUAUGUGAAUGUGGAGGGGUACAGCACGCGCACGGUGCCGGCUAGCACCUUUGACUAUAUCCACUUGUAAGUGGGUGUGGUGCUGCUUGCUUUCAGCGGCGGCGUCGGCAACGACGACAGUGAUGUUGACGAUGGUGCUGGGUAAAGGAGGGAGGAGAUGGUAAUAACUUUCGAGC